Messenger RNA from Trametes versicolor FP-101664 SS1, 590 nucleotides. Its product is annotated as DUF1768-domain-containing protein. The transcript has 2 exons. Lineage: Eukaryota; Fungi; Basidiomycota; Agaricomycetes; Polyporales; Polyporaceae. Bases 12 to 590 code for a protein of 192 amino acids. The record is from RefSeq and is a predicted model, not a curated record.
CGCCGUACACGAUGUCGAAGACAGAGCAGACAGAACUUCACCCGGAUGCAGAUCUGCCAGUAUAUUUCUGGAAGCCGGAACAGGAGUACGGAUGGGCGUCGCAGUGGUACCACUCCCCCUUCACCGCGCGCGUCACCCUCCCGAGCGGCGAGGAGCGCGAGGCCGUCUUCCCGACCGCAGAGCACUGGAUGAUGGCCCAGAAGGCGCUCCUCCACAAGCCUACAGCCGUCGCGCCCGUCGCGAAGGCACGCCCGCGCACGCGGUACCCGAGCGCAAAGGAGUGCAAGUCGCUCGGACGGAAGGUGCAGGGGUUCGAGGACGCGGUGUGGACGCGCGAGCGCGUGCGCAUCGUGCGCGAGGGCACGCUGCACAAGUUCCGGCAGCAUGCGGGGAUACGCGGCGAGCUGCUCGCGACGGGCGGGCGGGAGCUCGUCGAGGCGAGCCCACGCGACAGGAUCUGGGGUAUCGGGUUCGGGAGGGCGGGCGCGGAGAGGGUGGAUCGGGAGGCGUGGGGGCUGAAUUUGCUGGGGAGGGCGUUGAUGGAGGCACGGGCGGUGUUGAGGGCGGAGGUCGCGGAAGGGCGCGCGUGA